This is a messenger RNA of Vitrella brassicaformis, 1576 nucleotides long. The record is from the annotation of a GenBank genome assembly. NCBI's taxonomy places the organism in Eukaryota, Vitrellaceae.
UGGGAAAGGUGGCAGGCCCAUGUCGCUUGACGAGACCCCCGAGCAUGUGACUCUAGAGCGCGUCUUCACCUUCUUUGAGCCCUUGGAUCUGUGCGUUUUGGCAAGCGUAUCCAGGGCUCUGCGCGGCCUCUCGUAAGCGUGCCCCCUCCCCCCCCAAUGCGCUGCACAGCCGUACACUGCCUGUCGUGUGCCCCUUGAUUUGCAGAGAGCGGGACUCUCUUUGGAGCGUCUUAUGCACCUCUCUGUGGCAGGGCAAGGCCUUUGUGGCGGAGAGGUUCCGGCAGACCCCGAGCAAGGCCAGCUACCGCGGAUCACUGGCCGACAAACAUCGUGACACCAUUACGCGUGGCGAGCUGUGCUCACUGACGUGGCACUUCCGCUUCAAGCGAGAUGCGGGCGAGGAGUGGACAGAUGCCGAUCCGUAUUGGAAGAGGGGCUCGCCCAUGCAAUGGAGCUUCCGGACAGACGGAAAGAUGGAGCGGGCGGACGACCAUCCCGAACUCAGAGCGAAUGAAUCGGUUCGUGGAGGGCCGGCCUGCGUCGGCCGACAGCAAAGGAGUGGGCUCGGUGCACUGCACAGCCCUCUGUCUGUCUGUGCCUGGUAUAUUUUGUGCAGGAGGUGCGGCGUUGGAAGUUCACGAGGGUAUCAUGCGGUGCUCGUGGCCCCAAAGGGCGCUUUGUCAAGGUCGGCCGUUUCCCAGGUAUGUGUGUCAUCCAUCACACAGAAACAGACACAGACACAGACACAAACACAUGGGCGCACGCAGGAUCCGCCUCUACACCAGGCCAGUGGACGAGUUGUGCGUGGCUCUGUGUUUCUGUGAAAACGGUGAUUCAGCGUAUGUCGUGUCGCGUACCGCCAACUGGGGGUGGCUGAUGGAGAGCUGCUGGGUGGUGCUCUACAGCUUCCCCAUUUCCCCCUACAGCCAACUGCCAAACGAGUACCGAGACGAGGGCCUGAAGGUCGAUACGGACCUCCAGUGGGCAGUAAGCACGACGGCAGAGCACAAGCCUGCCUCAGAGGAUCCGAUCACACACACACUCCCCACAUCCGGUCCAUCUCUCGUGUUGUUCUGCAGGAGGCGUUCCUUUACAACAAUGCACUGAAUGUGCCCCUGCGUUACCUCCUGCAGGACGGAGCCGACUCAGAAUACGAGCCAGAGACAGGUCAGCGGGUCGGUGGGUGGGUGAAAACAGGCAGGCAGGCAGGCAGGCAGUUAGUUUUGGUUCAUGAGCGAGAUCCCUGCGUUGAGUGUAUCCAUUGGUGUGUGGUGUGUGCAUGGCAGAGGGUCGAUCGGCCAAGCGGCGGGGCGGGGCCAGGACAAGGGACAGCAAGCGGCGAAAGAAGAGCAGUCCGAAGGCCAAUGGCUAGCAAGUCCGUCCGUCCGUCUGUCGAGACGGACAGGCACAGCACGGCGUGGGCUGAUUUUUGAGCCUGUGCAGUGCAUGUACGUACGGUACAUGCAAGAAAAUGUUAGUUGAGUCCAGCGAGUCGACGGCAUCCAUGUUACGCGUAUAGGGACAUUUGGCAUGACGAACACUUAUGCAUCGAUCAAUUUCCUCAUACCAAAUGGAC